Molecule: messenger RNA, 2133 nt
Organism: Purpureocillium lilacinum
Lineage: Eukaryota; Fungi; Ascomycota; Sordariomycetes; Hypocreales; Ophiocordycipitaceae
Source: RefSeq, a predicted model, not a curated record
AUGGUCGCGCCAGCAGUGCCCGACCUGACCGAAGAGGUCCUCCACGAGUCGAUCGAUGCCAGAACGGAGUCGCUUGUUGCGCUGCGGGAGCUCGGCCCGCCGGAUCUCGUCCACCUGGUCAAGCAAGGCGUGCGCAAUUCUGGCAAGCAGACUGGCAUCUAUCACCAUGUGACCGGCGUCGACGCCUCCUCGUCCGCGAGUCUCGCCGCGUACAUCAAUACCCUGACCUACAAGGAUAACGGCCCGAAUGCCACCUCCAAGAUUGUUGAAGGCGUGUAUUGCUGCUACAAUGCUUUCUCACGCCUGGACAUGCGCGUGCACGUGUCUAUCCCUGGCACCGUCGAGAGCUACUGCGUUGACGAGCGAGGCGAGAAGCGAAAGGCAUCGGACGAGCUCUGGCUGGAGACGUAUCUGUGCAGCGUCCUCAGGGCAUACUCUUACGCCGACGACGGCAGCGGCGAUACGAUUCGGCGCAUCGUUGGCGUCCGCCGCUUCAACCCCGUGACCAACACCGAGACCGAACACCGCUUCCUCCACGCUGCUGAGCAGCUCUUCUUCCGAGGUUGGCAGCUGGGAUCAGAUUCCGUGGUCCAGGUCCCAACAAACGUCUCGAACCACCUGACCACGGGCCUCCUCAAAUACCUCCAAACGACCGGUCGAUACGCGUCUGGAAUCAACCUGUUCGAGAAGCUUCGAACGCAGAGCGUCGAAGUAUCGUCCCUGCUGGCCAAGGUCCUGUUUAUGGGUAAUGAAGAAGUUUCAGGGGUCAAGACGCUCUACCACUCGCUGCAGGAGACGCCAAUGGACUAUGUCAUGCUCGACGCGCAAGCAGAAUUCCUCAUUAAAAAGGCUCAAAAGGCAGAGACGCCAGAGGUCAAGGAGGAGCGGCUUCGGAUGGCCCUGGGCUGCGCCGACCGCAGCACCAUUGCCGCGCCGAGCGAGUUCGGAACGUGGGCCCGAUUGGCUCAGGUCUAUGUCGCGAUGGAGGACUGGGAGAAUGCUCUUACGACUCUCAACUCCUGCCCCAUGUUUACAUACCAGGACAAGGAUACUCCCGUCAUGCCCGAGCCGAAAGAGGUGCAUCUUCCCAUCCUGCCGGAGACGAGACUGGACGAGAUCGACAGCGAGCCAGAGUCUCGGUUCUCGGAGCAAGUCGACGGCAGCCUUCUCGGGCUGCGCGCGGCGGCGUACCGCGGAACGUUCAAGGAGGCAUACAAGAUCCUGACGGAAAUGACGGCCAAGAUUGGCUGGGACCAGCUUCUCAAAAUUCGAAGCAACGUCUUUGUCAUGGAAGACGAGUACCGGACCGAGAAGCAGGAGGCGACCGGCGCGCCUUCAAAACGAAGCCCGAGCUUGGAUGGCCUGCGCGGUACACCGGAUCCCACCGCCAACGGCGGUGAGACGGCUGCGACGGACGAGAAGGAGGGAACAGAGGCUGAGGACUCGGAGAAGGACGAGAAGAACGGAGACGAGGAAGCCGACGAGACCGAGGACAACGAGGAGACGCUGGCGCCCAAUGGUCACAGCAACGGACUCGAGAAGCCCUCGAAUACUGUUGGUCCGCAGGAGGUCAAAGCGGACAGCGAUAACAACACCUCGAACGAUGAGCACCUAUCCAAGCUCAACACGAAGCGCCUGUGCGAGAGAUGGUUGGACAGCCUGUUCAUGGUGCUGUACGAAGAUUUGCGGGUGUACACGAUCUGGCGAACGCAGAUGGCGCAGUACCGCGCACAGCAGAUGCAGUACAAGAAGUCGGCAGAGGAAUGGGAGAUUCUGGGAGCGCUGGCAGAGCGGCUGCAGCAUCUGGACGAGGCUGUCGAGGCGUACCGGGCGUGCCUGUCGCUGCGCUUCAGCCCCAAGGCCCUGGCGGGCGUGCUGCGCGUCUUCGAGAAGACGAAGAGCACGCGAGAGACGGUGGCGUCGGUCAUCCGGCUGGUGACGUGGCAAUACCGGUGGUAUAGCGAGUUCAGCCCGGAGCUGCUGCACACGAUCCGGACACUGAUCGAGGAUGAGGGCGCGGUCAAGGUGCGGAGCAUCAUCCAGGCGACGAGCCUGCCGCAGAACGUGCUGGACCUGACGCACCACUACGCGGCGCUGUGCGCAACGUUCCGUAGCAGCGGCACGGAUGGCUAA